GUGGGAGUUGAAGAUGAGUGCUGCUGCAGAGAUCUGAAGUCAUUUUGCCUGGAAUUAAUUUGUGAAAUGCUUUCGUUGAAGCACUUGGACUCUCUCCAGAGAUUCUUUUGCAUAAGCAGCACACUAAUGUCUGUGUCUCAUCCACAGGCACAGAGUUCUGCUAAACCUCUUCUUCAGACUAGUCCUUUUGCCAUGGAAGCUGAAGAAACGAUGGAAUGUAUCCAGGAAUUCCCUGAACACUAUAAAAUUAUUUUGAAUAGACUGAAUGAACAACGUGAGCAGAACCAGUUUACGGAUAUCACUCUGAUUGUCGAUGGUCACCAUUUCAAAGCUCAUAAGGCUGUUCUUGCUGCCUGUAGCCAGUUCUUCUACAAAUUCUUCCAAGACUUCACUCAGGAGCCCUUGGUAGAGAUUGAAGGUGUAAGUAACAUGGCAUUUCGUCAUCUAAUUGAGUUCACCUAUACAGCAAAACUAAUGGUCCAAGGUGAGGAAGAAGCAAAUGACGUUUGGAAAGCAGCCGAGUAUCUACAGAUGUUAGAAGCAAUCAAAGCACUUGAAAUCAGGAACAAAGAAAAUUCAUCACCCUUAAAAUCAAAUCAAAUGCAAGGUAAAAAUAAACUGAAAAAGAGGAAGAUAGCUGAAACCUCAAACGUUAUCACAGAAACACUGCCAUCUGCAGAAUCGGAGCCUGUUGAAAUUGAGGUUGAGAUUGCUGAGGGGACAAUUGAAGUGGAAGAUGACAGCAUUGAAACACUUGAAGUAGCUUCUGCAGAGCAAUCUAUAAAGUAUAUGCAGACAAUGGGCACAUCAGAUGAAUCUGCUUUGGCUCUUUUAGCAGAUAUCACCAGUAAGUAUCGUCAGGGAGAGACAAAAUGCCAGAUCCAAGAAGACGAUAGCGCAACUGAUCCCUCAUGCAAACAGGUAGAAGGUAUUGAAAUUGUGGAACUUCAGCUGUCACAUGUGAAGGAUUUAUUCCAUUGUGAGAAAUGUAACCGUUCAUUUAAAUUGUUUUACCAUUUUAAGGAACACAUGAAAACACACUCUACUGAGAGUUACAAGUGUGACAUAUGUAAUAAAAGGUACCUACGAGAGAGUGCUUUGAAACAGCACCUCACCUGUUACCACCUUGAUGAAGGUGGUGCCAGCAAGAAGCAAAGACCUGGCAAAAAAAUACAUAUAUGCCAGUACUGUGAUAAGCAGUUUGAUCACUUUGGACAUUUUAAAGAGCACCUCCGGAAGCACACAGGUGAAAAACCAUUUGAAUGUCCAAACUGCCAUGAACAUUUUGCUAGGAACAGCACACUCAAAUGUCACCUGACAGCCUGUCAGUCUGGAGCUGGAGCUAAAAAGGGAAGAAAAAAGCUGUAUGAAUGUCAGGUUUGUAAUAGUGUGUUUAACAGCUGGGAUCAAUUUAAAGAUCACUUGGUAACACACACCGGUGACAAACCCAACCACUGUACCUUAUGUGAUUUGUGGUUUAUGCAAGGCAGUGAGCUAAGAAGGCAUCUCAAAGACAUGCACGAAAUUUCAGAACAAAUAGUGACAGAAGAGCUUCUUCCAGUGGAAGCUGUGGAAGCUGAACCAGUAACAUCAAUGACUAUAAUAGAACAAGUGGAACAAGUCCAUGUCUUGCCAGUAAUUCAGGUACAAGUGGAUCCUGCACAGGUAACUGUGGAACAGAUGCACCAGGAUCUCAUACAGGACAGUCAAGGGAAAGGCACACAAAUGGAGGAACUGCAAGAACAGGUGCAAAUUAGUUACUUGGAAGUUGAACACAUUCAGACUGAACAAGGUGCUGAAGUUCAUGUGGAGCAGUUACACAUUGAGCAGGUAAAUCAAAUACAGAUGGAAGAAGUACAGUCAGAACUUAUAUAUGGAACCAACCUGGAACAAGUAGAAUAUGAAAGUGUUGAUCAUGGAGAAGCAGAAGAAAAGGAAACUAGUCAAGGACAUGAUGUAGAUAAGGAAGAUCAUGAACAAGCUGAAGACUUAAAAACUCAACAGUUAGUGGACACGCAGAAUGAAAAAGUGGAUGACUAG
Cuculus canorus (common cuckoo) is the source of this 2040-nucleotide messenger RNA. Its product is annotated as zinc finger protein 131. Gene Ontology annotation, cellular component: nucleus. Gene Ontology annotation, molecular function: RNA polymerase II cis-regulatory region sequence-specific DNA binding; DNA-binding transcription factor activity, RNA polymerase II-specific; protein binding. The transcript is spliced from 7 exons. NCBI's taxonomy places the organism in Eukaryota, Metazoa, Chordata, Aves, Cuculiformes, Cuculidae. The coding region runs from base 67 to 2040 and encodes 657 amino acids. The record is from RefSeq and is a predicted model, not a curated record. Gene Ontology annotation, biological process: regulation of transcription by RNA polymerase II.